AUGCGGGAGUUCAAUAUAAAGCCGGACCUAGUGACUUAUACUAGUAUGAUUGGGAUGUUUACGGAAAGAGAUGCAUUGGGAGCAUUGGCUUUGUUGGAGAAGAUGGAAAUGAAGGGAUGUGAGCCAAAUUCACGCACAUAUAAAUUGCUACAUGGGUUGUGUAAAUCGAGAUUAUUAGAUAAGCCGAUUGAAUUGUACGGGGAGAUGAAGAAAGGUGAUAUGAAGCUGGAAACUGGGUUUUAUGGAACUUUUUGGAGGGCGUUGUGUAGGAAUGGCAGAGUUGCAGAUGCUUAUGAAGUGUUUGGUUAUGCAGUUGAGAGCAAGAGCUUGACUGAUGUUACUGCAUACACGACAUUAGAGAAUACACUUAAGUGGUUGAGGAAAGCUAGGUAA
Messenger RNA from Fraxinus pennsylvanica, 393 nucleotides. NCBI's taxonomy places the organism in Eukaryota, Viridiplantae, Streptophyta, Magnoliopsida, Lamiales, Oleaceae. The record is from the annotation of a GenBank genome assembly.